AAUUCCAGACAUGCACACUCGGGGAGGGAGUCGUCAGAACAGAACCAGGCUGGGGGACGUCGGCUGGAGGCUCCUGCAGAGGGAGCGUGCUGCUCUCCCUGGGAGCUGCAGGGAGAGAGGGGACUGACCCACUCGCCCCCAUCAGCUUCUGAAGGUGGACCUGAACCCCAGGGGACACCUCCCCACCAAAUCAGGUGCCUGUGUUUGUCAGACAAAUACAGCCAGGCCUGCCACCUCUUUGACUCCAAAGUCCAGAGGGGCAGAGAGCCAGGACCAAGAGACGUGCUUCUCACCAGGGACGGACAAAUCGCCAGAGAUGUGGUGCAUUGUCCUGUUUUCCCUUUUGGCAUGGGUUUAUGCCGAGCCUACCAUGUAUGGGGAGAUCCUGUCCCCUAACUAUCCUCAGGCAUACCCCAAUGAAAUAGAGAAAUCUUGGGACAUAGAAGUUCCUGAAGGGUACGGGAUUCACCUCUACUUCACUCAUCUGGACAUAGAACUGUCAGAGAACUGCGCAUAUGACUCAGUGCAGAUAAUGUCAGGAGGCAUUGAAGAAGGGAUACUCUGUGGACAGAAGACCAGUAAGAAUCCCAACUCCCCAAUUGUGGAAGAGUUCAAAGUCCCAUACAACAAACUCCAGGUGAACUUCAAGUCGGACUUCUCCAAUGAAGAGCGUUUCACUGGGUUUGCAGCAUACUAUGUUGCCGUAGAUGUAAAUGAGUGCACAGAAUUUGCAGAUGCCCCUUGCAGCCACUUCUGCAACAACUUCAUCGGUGGCUACUUCUGCUCCUGCCCCCCGGAAUACUUCCUGCAUGAUGAUAUGAGAAAUUGUGGAGUCAAUUGCAGUGGAGAUGUAUUCACUACACUGAUUGGGGAGAUCACGAGCCCCAAUUAUCCCAAUCCAUACCCAGAGAACUCAAGAUGUGAAUACAAGAUCUCACUGGAGGAGGGGUACCAAGUGGUGGUGACUAUGCGGAGAGAAGAUUUUGAUGUGGAACCAGUCGAUUCAGCAGGGAAUUGCCCUGACGGUUUAGUUUUUAUUGCAGGAGAUCGGCAAUUUGGUCCGUACUGUGGUGAUGGAUUCCCUGGGCCACAAAACAUCGAAACCAGGAGUAAUGUUCUUGAUAUCGUCUUCCUGAGUGACCAAACAGGGCAAAAAAAGGGCUGGAAACUUCGUUACCAUGGAGAUCCAAUCCCCUGUCGUAAGGAAGUCACAAGCAAUUCUGUUUGGGAGCCUGAGAAGGCAAAAUAUGUGUUUAAGGAUGUGGUGAAGAUAACCUGUCUGGAUGGAUUUGAAAUUGUGGAGGGAAGUGUUGGCUCAACAUUUUUCUAUUCUACUUGUCAAAGCAACGGACAGUGGAGUAAUUCCAAACUGAAAUGUCAACCUGUGGACUGUGGCUCUCCUGAACCCAUUCAGAAUGGUAAAGCUGAAGAUCCCAAAAAUACUUUAUUUGGUUCUGUCACUCGCUACACUUGUGAGGAGCCAUAUUACUACAUGCAGCAUGAAGGAAGUGGGGAGUACCGCUGCUCUGGCAAUGGGAGCUGGGUGAACGAGGAGCUGGGCACAGAGCUGCCGAAAUGUGUUCCAGUCUGUGGAGUCCCCAGUGAGCCUUAUACUGUAAAUCAGAGGAUAUUUGGAGGAACUGAUGCAAAGAUUCAGAGUUUCCCCUGGCAAGUCUUCUUUUUAAGCCCAAGAGCUGGCGGGGCUCUUAUUGACGAGUACUGGGUGCUGACGGCUGCGCACGUCGUGGAGGGAAACCCUAACCCCAUCAUGUAUGUUGGGUCGACCUUAGUGCGCACCUCACUUCUGAAGAAUGCCCAGAUGCUCACUGCUGAGCAGGUGAUUAUCCAUCCAAGCUGGAAAACCCUGAGUAACCGAGAGGCACGGACGAAUUUUGACAAUGACAUUGCGCUGGUGCAGCUGAAAGACCCAGUGAAGAUGGGACCCAAUGUCUCCCCUAUUUGCCUGCCAGGUACCAGCCCAGCAUACAUCCCCUCAGAGAAUGACCUGGGGCUGAUCUCAGGCUGGGGUCGAACAGAGAAUAGAGAUAAUAUUUAUAGACUUCAAGGGGCAAGGAUACCCAUAGCCUCCUUAGAUAAGUGCCGGGGAGUGAAGCCGAAAAAUCCCGAAGUGAAUAUGGGUGCCUUCGUUUUCACUGAGAACAUGAUCUGUGCUGGGGGAGAGAGAAAUGUUGAUAGCUGUGGUGGGGACAGCGGUGGGGCCCUUGCUGUACAGGACCCCAGUAAAGAGAAACCCAAAUUUUAUGUGGCUGGCCUGGUGUCCUGGGGUCCUGAAUGUGGAACCUAUGGGCUCUACACGAAGGUGAAAAACUACAUUGACUGGAUAAUGAAGACUAUGCAGGAAAAUAGUACCCCCAGUAAGGAAUGAGCCAUACGUGUACCACUAGCAGCCUCUCCAAGGGGCAAUACCAGUCUCCGCAGCUCCUCACAAUAUUUCUGUUAUUUCACCAUGACUUCUUGCAGAGAAGACAGGGAAUUAUGAUAUAAAUAGAACUUGAUUGUUGGGAUACCUGGAUGGAGGUAGCAUUUGAUCAUGGCAUUGGGUUGGUCUCAACCUGUGGGGUCCUCGCCCCUGAACUCGUUCUAUAGAUAACUACAUGGGAAGGGCACACUUAUCUUGCACUAUUCGAUUGGGAAUCCCCUUUCCUCCUGAGUGCCUGGUUGUACAGCUCUGACUCUCAAAUUUAUUGUUGGGGAUGCCUUAUUCUUAUUAUUUUUGUUUGUUUCCCUAUCACUUGUUCACAAGUCCAUUUACUUUAUCAUUCUCACUAUCUACUAUCUAGUUACAAUAAAGCAUGUUUAUAACCCAA
Molecule: messenger RNA, 2828 nt
Organism: Choloepus didactylus (southern two-toed sloth)
Lineage: Eukaryota; Metazoa; Chordata; Mammalia; Pilosa; Megalonychidae
Gene: C1S
Product: complement C1s
Exons: 12
Coding region: 317-2386 (689 amino acids)
Biological process (GO): complement activation; proteolysis
Cellular component (GO): extracellular region
Molecular function (GO): calcium ion binding; serine-type endopeptidase activity
Source: RefSeq, a predicted model, not a curated record